CUUGAUCCCGUUAACGCUGAACAAGGAGAACACCAUAGGCAAUUCCAGCUGUCGCCAUGUCUGCCGCCACGGGUAGCCAUCGGAAGUGGCACACCAAGUCUCGGAAGGGAUGCCACUCCUGCAAGACAAGAAAAAUCAAGUGCGACGAGCAACAUCCCUCAUGCCGGAACUGUAUCAAACGUGGCAUUCAAUGCGACUUCCUCCAGUCCGAGGACACGGCGACCCCGGUUUCAGUCCCAGCAAACCUCGACCUCGAACUCCUCCAUCACUUCACUAUCUCGACCGCCUCGACCUUGUCCACAGAGACCCAAGUGCGUGAUCUUUGGCGCGUGGUUAUACCGCAGAUUGGUUUCUCUGUCCCGUACAUCCUCAACGGCGUGCUUGCCCUUUCAGCCCUUCACAUGGCUCGUUACAACCCGGCGCGAAGAGAAGUACUUCUUUCUCAAGCGGGUCGAUAUCAUGCUGCCUCAUUGGAAGAGGCUUUGCCUCUCAUUCCUAGCGUGACAUCGGAGAACUGCACCCACCUCUUUUUGUUCGGUGUGUUGACGCUUUUUUUCAACCUCGCCAGUCCAAGGAAAGCAGACGACAUUCUUCUUGUUGGCAAUAGAGCCGUGCCAGAAUGGCUUUAUCUGCUCCGGGGAAUCGGAACAUUGGUCGCUGCAGACAGCGCAAUCUUUUCAUCACCUGUGUCGCUCAUUUUCAAGGCAAUAAACCCGGGGCAGUUUUGGCCUCCACAUCCGCCCGAAAAGCAAGAAUUUCUCGACGAACUAGAAACAAGAAUUCGCGUCAAGACAUCAGACUCUGCAGAAAAGCAAGCCUCCCUGCUACAAGCAGUUCAAGCCUUGAGAUGGAGCUAUGAUUUAAUGUCUAGCAAAGACUCCAAUGAGCACACUCGGCUAAGGAAAUUUUAUGCGUGGUUAUUUGCCAUUGAAGAGAGCUAUCUGAAGCUGCUGAAGCAUGCAGACAGUGAAGCGUUGUGCGUGCUUGCAUUCUUCUGCGUUUUGAUGCGGGAAUUUGAGAGGUAUUGGUGGAUCGAAGGAUGGGCUGUCCAUAUUCUUCGGCAGAUUUAUAUUCUGCUGGACGAUGAGUAUAGACUUUGGAUACGAUGGCCUAUCGAAGAGAUGGGCUGGGUACCUGAGACCGCGCCUAGGUAGUAUACUUGACACAAUCCGAGAAAGGUCCU
Ilyonectria robusta is the source of this 1183-nucleotide messenger RNA. RefSeq lists its product as uncharacterized. The transcript is spliced from 2 exons. Gene Ontology annotation, molecular function: DNA-binding transcription factor activity, RNA polymerase II-specific; zinc ion binding. Gene Ontology annotation, biological process: regulation of transcription by RNA polymerase II. The coding region runs from base 57 to 1154 and encodes 365 amino acids. The record is from RefSeq and is a predicted model, not a curated record. NCBI's taxonomy places the organism in Eukaryota, Fungi, Ascomycota, Sordariomycetes, Hypocreales, Nectriaceae.